This is a messenger RNA of Pantherophis guttatus, 500 nucleotides long. The record is from RefSeq and is a predicted model, not a curated record. NCBI's taxonomy places the organism in Eukaryota, Metazoa, Chordata, Lepidosauria, Squamata, Colubridae.
GUAUAUGCAAGUCAAUCGGAGUAAGCAACUUUUUAAUUGAACACUUGGAGCAGCUGAGGGAGGACUGUCAGAUAACUCCACAUGUAAAUCAGGUAGAAUAUCAUCCUUUCCAAAGGCCUCAAGAGCUAGUAGAGUAUUGCCAAAGCAGGAAUAUUGUUUUUGAAGGUUACUGUCCACUAGCUAAAGGUGAAGUUCUUAAUCAUCCCAACGUUGUCCAGCUUGCAAAGAAAUAUGGCAGAACUGCUGCACAAAUCUGUAUUCGUUGGAGCAUCCAGAAUGGCAUAGUCACCAUUCCAAAAUCUACAAAACCAGAGAGAGUACAAGAAAACUGUCAGGUAAAAAGACCAAAUCCCCUUCUGCCAAGUGUACUUACUUAGCAUCAAAUAUUUAACAUGUAGAACUAUUUUUUUUCCUUUUUUGCUUACAGAAUUUGAAUAAUACUAUUUCUGUAAACCUAAAUUUAGCCAAAUUAAUCCAAAUUAAAUUACCUUGUGAGAUGA